Molecule: messenger RNA, 3717 nt
Organism: Drosophila ananassae
Lineage: Eukaryota; Metazoa; Arthropoda; Insecta; Diptera; Drosophilidae
Product: monocarboxylate transporter 12
Exons: 1
Coding region: 153-2633 (826 amino acids)
Biological process (GO): monocarboxylic acid transport; transmembrane transport
Molecular function (GO): monocarboxylic acid transmembrane transporter activity
Source: RefSeq, a predicted model, not a curated record
CUCUACUGCUUUUCCGCUGCUGCCUUUUCAAUUCUCACGCGGGCAGCGAAGCCAAUCGGACGUUCUCGCCUCCACCUCCAUCCGCGCGCCACUUCUUCGGGUUCCCAACCGCGUGUGUGCGAAAAGUAAGAGAAGAGUAGGAGGUACCCAUCAUGGUGGACAUCAACACUUCGAAUCCUGGCGGAAAUGCCGGAACAGUCACCACCGGCAACUCGGCCUCCUCCGCCCGGCUGCGUCGCUUCGAUCGGACGGACAGUGAGCUGGCGUGCGAGGAGGCCGCCCGCCUCACGGCCGAACAGAGUCCGGAUGACGAGGACAACCAGGAGAACGGAGCCAAUGGCGACGAGGGCGACGACGACGAUGAUGACGAAGUGAGUGACUACGGGGAGCUGCCGCCUCCGCCGGACGGAGGGUAUGGAUGGGUCAUCUGCUUCGCCAGCUUCAUGUGCAACAUGAUCGUCGACGGCAUCGCCUAUACCUUCGGCAUCUUCCUGGAGGAGUUCGUCAACUACUUCCACGAGGGCAAGGGCACUGUCGCCUGGGUGGGCAGCCUCCUGUCCGGCGUGUACCUCAGUGCCGGGCCGAUAGUCUCCGCCCUGGCCAACAAGUAUGGGUGCCGGGCGGUGUGCAUCGCCGGCAGCAUCAUCGCCUGCAUCGCCUUCGUCCUGAGCACCUUCAGCAACUCGGUGGGCAUGCUGAUGGCCACCUACGGCUUCCUGGGUGGCUUCGGAUUCGGAAUGAUCUACCUGCCGGCUGUGGUGGCCGUCGGCUAUUACUUCGAGACGAAGCGGAGUCUGGCCACGGGCAUCGCCGUCUGUGGCUCCGGAUUCGGCACCUUCGCGUUCGCCCCCCUGGCCACCUACCUCCUGGGCGAGUACGGCUGGAAGAACGCCCUCCUCAUCUUCGCCGGCAUGAUCCUGAACUGCGCCAUUUUCGGCGCCAUGAUGCGACCCCUCACCUAUCCCAAGAAGAAGAAGGUCAAGCCCCUGAUGCAGAGGAUGUACGAGGAGAAGCAGCUCCAGUUGGAACGAGGCUCCUUCGCCGGAUCCCACUUCAUGGUCCAGCUGCCCGACGGCACCAUGGAGAGGAAGCUCAAGAUGCCCCUCAAUGCCGAUCCUGGAGUGCACUCGAGUCUGAACCUGGAGCUGCUGGCCCAGCAAGCGGGAGGUGGUGGCCUGCAUCCCGUCUCCACGCUGCCCACCAUUACAGAGUCCAAGGUGGUGGACGUGCAUCGCCAGAACGGCGCCCAGUCUCCGCCGAAUGGCGACAGUAACGGACAGUUGUCGGCCCGCUCGGCCGCCGGAGGACGACGCCCGCACAGGAACUCGGAAACGGACGGCAGCAGCCCCUACCACUCCCAGGACGCCAUGACCCGGAACGCCUCGCAGCCGGCCUUCCUCGCCGGCGACCAUCAGAGCCUGCCCAAGAACGGAUCAGUGCCUUCGUUCAGUCGGGUCCGGAAGACAUCCGCCUCGGAGCGCUACCAGCCAUCCCUGGCGGCGAUUCGGGCAUCUUCGCGCGGUGACUUGGAGGCCGGCGGCGCUGGAGGGGAUUACGCCUCGUCCAAGCUGUCCCUUUCGCAGCGGCAGGGCAGCCAGUCGGGCAGCAGCGGACGGAUGGUGCGACCCAUGUCCCGCAAGGACAUCUUCUACUCCGGCUCGGUGACCAACCUGCCGCAAUACCAGUCCCAGAAGUCGCUGACCAACUACCGCAACUCCGUCCUGUCCCUGACCAAGUACGAGAAGAGCAUGCAGAGCGUGGCCAAGCUGGAUCCCCUGGCGGAGGCCGAGAAGCACCGCGAGGAGUACGACCUGUGCCCCUGCCUGGCCAUACCCGACUCGGUCAAGUCCGUGGUGAACACCAUGCUGGACGUGAGCCUGCUGAAGGACCCGGUCUUCAUGCUGAUCGGAGUGUCGAAUAUUUUUGGAAUGGCCGGACUGUAUGUGCCGUUCGUCUACCUGGUGGACGCGGCCCGGGAGCACAACAUCGAGAAGAACGACGCCGCCAUGCUAAUCUCCAUCAUCGGCAUCACCAACACGGUGGGCCGAGUGGUGUGCGGAUGGGUGGCGGACCUGCCGCAAGUCAACUCCCUGCUGCUGAACAACUGUUGCCUCCUGGUGUCCACCGUGGCGGUGACCCUCACCCCCCUCUGCUACAGCUACACGGCCUACAUCGUCAUGUCCAUAUUCUUUGGACUGGCCAUCUCGGGCUACAUCUCGCUGACGUCAAUUAUCCUGGUCGACCUGCUCGGCCUGGACAAGCUCACGAAUGCCUUCGGUCUGCUGAUCCUCUUCAGAGGAUUCGCCGCCCUCAUCGGUACCCCCCUGGCGGGCGCCAUCUACGACCUGACGCACACCUACGACCUGCCCUUCUACAUGGCCGGUGCCCUGUUCGCCAUAUCCACGGCCACCAGCUUCCUGGCCCCGUGCCUGAAGCGAUGCAGCGGCUCCGAGGAGACACCCGUCCAUGUGGAGACCCUGACGCCCAUCGACGAGGAGCAGGGCGAGGAUGCCGAGGACGACGAGGAUCAGCCCAUCACCAUUGUGCCGAAGAUCAUCAAGACCCUGGCGAGUCCCCAGCAGGAGGAAGGACAUCCGCAGUUCCCCCAGAAAACCAAUGAGUCCAAGCUCUAAAUGGGAUUGGAGGACUACCGUGAGAAGAUGAAUUUAGGGGGGAAUUAAGAGAGAGAGAGAGGGAGAGAUAGGGGGUACACUCUGGGGGGGCUCAACCACCCACUGGGGGGCUCAAGAUCCGGAUAAAUAUUUUUCUAUUUACUUAUACAGAAGGAGAUGGAGGAGAAUGAAAAGGAGGAGAAGAUCAAAGAUCAAGCGCACCUAUUAUACAAAAAAAAAAAAGGAAGAAUCCAGAUAUAUGUAAACCCCAUUAUACCACUAGGGAGUUACGAGAAAGAAAAUUCACUUUUUCUACAAGGAGAACUCAGCUUAGCUUGCGAUAAGAUUAAAAAAAAAAACGGAAAACCUUCGGCUAUAUUUAAAAAAAAAUAUACUACGCUCAUAAAUUAGCGAUCGAUAACUGAUAAUGAUCGAUAGUAGAUUGCAACUGUUAUACAGCAACCACAAAAAAUAUUGUAAAGUAACUUCUAUUAUAAUUAUUAUUUGUUUGUUAUUAAAAACCUACGAUUACUAUGAUUACCAUUAUUAUUACAAUUAAAGUGUACUACUGUGCUACUGUACUACUACGAUGUUAUAUAAAUGUGUCAUACUGUACUACGUAGUUGGCCCGAAAAACUUAAUUCCCGCAGAGCUAUUUUCUAUUUUUUAAGAUAACUAUGAAUGAAAAUAGAAACUAAAAUUGUUUUCAAUUUUAACUAAUCAUUUAGGCGGAAACUGAAAAUACAAAUGUACGGCUCAGUUUUUUUUAUUAAAAACAAUAAUGUUACUAACCAAAGUCCAGCAACAGAACUUUUAAGGCUUGUGUUGAAAACUAUCUCCACAAAUAAGCAAUAAGUCAAGUUCUAAUACUAUAAUAUAUUUCGAAAAAAGAAUAAUUGUUCACGCGGCUACUAAAUAAUACCACAAGAAAUAUUCUUAAACUGUUAUACGCAUAAGGACGAGGCCAGGAGGCGAUGACACAGAAUGGGAAACACAUCAAAGAAAACAUUUAGAACAAUAAGUGUUGAAGGAAUGACAAAGAUACAGAGAAGCCAUUAAAUAGAAAUAAAAAUAAAACCAAUUGCCAUAAAUUUUAAAAACAAAA